Molecule: messenger RNA, 1217 nt
Organism: Nymphalis io (European peacock)
Lineage: Eukaryota; Metazoa; Arthropoda; Insecta; Lepidoptera; Nymphalidae
Product: box C/D snoRNA protein 1
Exons: 5
Coding region: 88-1200 (370 amino acids)
Biological process (GO): box C/D snoRNP assembly; maturation of LSU-rRNA from tricistronic rRNA transcript (SSU-rRNA, 5.8S rRNA, LSU-rRNA); snoRNA localization
Cellular component (GO): nucleus; pre-snoRNP complex
Source: RefSeq, a predicted model, not a curated record
ACAGUUCAAAAUGAUUGCUUGAACAUGUGUUUUAAUUUUAAAGUUUGUAACAGUAGGCAGUAAGAUAAAUAAUAAAAUAAAAUCAAAAUGUCUUCUUAUUCUGAUAAUGAAACUGAUAAUGAGAGAAGCACUGUUUCUAGACUUGGUGACUGCGAAGUGUGUGGUUCAAAACAAGCUCUUUACACUUGUCCUAAAUGUGAGGUGAAGACGUGCUGCCUUGAUUGUGUUAGAAUACAUAAGAAAGAACUGAAAUGUAACGGCAUUCGAGAUCGUACUAAAUUUAUACGAAAGAAUGAUUUUAAUGAUACCGACUUGCUAAGCGACUAUAGGUUGUUAGAGGAAUGUGCGCGAUUUGUUUACUCAGUUAAAAGGGAUGAAAAGAAAAAGUAUACAAGGAUAGAUAAAGAGUUGCCACUUCAUUUGUAUAAACUUAAAAUGGCUGCUAGAAAGCGAGGUACAGUUCUACAAUUUCUGGCUGGCAACUUUACGAGACAUGCUAUAAACACAACAAAAUACCUAUUUAAAAAAAAUGUCAUUCAUUGGAGGGUAGAAUGGAUUUUUCCAAACGUUGUCACAAAGCCUUUGAAGUUUACUGAUGAGCUAUGUCCUGAACAAAAGAAGUUGUCUGAGCUUUUAGAUAAAUAUUUGAAUCCAGAUGCAAUGCCAUUCGAUGGAUCUAAAGACCUUGUUUUUUAUAAAUCUGCUGGAUUUAGUGGUGUCAAAGUUUUAUUAAAAGCUGAAAAAGUUAAAGGUUCGAAUAAGAAGUUCUUCGAGUUGGACACAACAGAAUCUUUAGCUGAAAACUUAUCUGGAAAAUGCAUUAUUGAAUUUCCAAUAAUAUUCGUUGUACUGAGGGAUCAUGCUUAUAAUUUUGAGAUAAUUACACCAGGUGAUGAAUUUGAUAUUGAGAGCAAAAAAAAUACAAAUGUCAUAGAAACAAACAAAAAAGUAAUUGAAAAAGUAAACACACCAAAAGUUAAUACAAAUGAUGGAAAAAAUAAAGAGGAUGCAAAGGAUGGUAAUUAUAGAAAGAGACAGAGAACUUUAUUGACAGAACAAAUCGCCAUUGAAAAGGAUAAGGAGAUUGAAAGAGAAAUUAGAGAAGAAAAGAAAAAGAGACCUAAAAACCUUCUUUUCACAACUGGUUACUCAUCAGAGGAGAGCAUAAGUAGUGGCAGUGAAGAUGAAAAUGAGAAAUAAAUAAUAUUAAAAUAAAA